UAGAAAUGUACUGUUAAAGUGACCAAUGUGCGUACGGAAAUAAAUCUCUUAACCUAAAUUAUUGAUAGAUAUAAUUUUCAUGAUCAAAAAACUAGUAAGCAAUUUUUCAUUCCGCGAAUGGAAUGUCAUUUACAUUGACGUGUGUAACGCAUGAAUGUACAGCAUUCAAAUCGUUGUGUAAAAAUAAUAUUUGUUAAAAUGGUAUUUUACAUAAAUAAAUAUAGUAUAACAGAUAAAUGCCCGUGAAGAAAAUUGUAUAGUUAUUGAACUCUUAAAGCUGACAGCCGCUGAUCGAAAAUUAAUUACUAAAACUAGAGUUUAAACAAAAUAAUCAAGGCAAUAAUUAUCUUUAUUGAAUGUAAUAAGGGAACAAGGAAUCGGGCAGCAUUUAAGUAUUGACAAAAUGGUGCAAUCAGUUUUUGGAGUAUGGGACUAUAUUAUAAUGGUUGCCACGAUGGUGUUAUCGGUACUUAUCGGGUUAUAUUUUCGAUUCAGCGGCGGAAAACAAAAAACAAAUGAGGAAUAUCUUCUAGCCGAUAGGAAUAUGUCAAUAUUUCCUGUGGCGGUCUCCCUGGUAGCAUCAUUCAUGUCAGCUAUCACCCUCAUGGGAGUAUCAGCGGAGAACUAUUACUAUGGCAUGAUUUUUUUUAUUGUGAACAUAGCCUAUGGCAUUGCCACUCCUAUCGCAGCCUAUCUCUACCUUCCAGUGUUCUUUGGUCUACAAAAAACAAGCACGUAUGAAUAUUUGGAAUUGCGUUUCGGGCCGAAAAUCCGGAUGUUGACAUCGCUUACCUACACACUGCAAAUGAUACUUUACAAUGGUAUUGUGCUGUAUGCUCCAGCGAUCGCUUUGGAAGCGGUGACGGGGUUGGACCGGCUUAUUUCCAUUUUAGUGGUUGGACUUGUCUGCACAUUCUAUUCGUCUUUAGGCGGAAUGAAAGCAGUUUUAUUUACGGAUCUAUUGCAAAUGUUUUUAAUGUUCGCUGCUGUUACCAUUAUACCAAUAUUUGCUGCGAUUCAAAUGGGGGGAAUCGGCAAGAUAUUUUCUAUUGCUAAGGAAGGAGGAAGGCUUGACUUCUCGAAUAUAAGCCCUGACCCAACAGAAAGACAUACAAUAUGGUCACUCGGUAUCGGAGGUUUUUUUACAUAUCUCUCACUGUAUGCAGUUAAUCACACUCAGGUGCAGCGCCUAAUGACUGUUAAUACCGUGGAAAAAUCUCAGAAAUGUCUAUUGUGGAGCUGGCCCGUCACAGUGCUAUUGAGUUUUGUUACUUGCUUAAGUGGGUUGGCGAUGUAUGCAGUCUACAAGGACUGCGAUCCGUUCGUAUCUAAGAAGAUAUCGGCAAUAGACCAGCUGAUGCCAUACUACGUAGUAGACGCGAUGCGUUCAGUGCCAGGUCUGGCAGGACUUUUCGUGGCGGGAAUCUUCAGCGCUUCUCUUUCCACCAUUUCCGCCUCUUGCAACGCGCUCGCUGCUGUCACUCUCACAGACUACGUUAACAGGUGGUGUAAAAUAAAGGAAGAUUACAUAAUAUGGCUGACGAAACUAGCGGCAUUUGCAUAUGGUUUAGUGUUCUUAGUGCUGGCAUUUUUGGCUCAAUAUUUGGGUGGAGUGCUGCAAGCAGCUCUUACGAUAUUUGGGGCUGUGGGUGGACCGUUAUUUGGAGUAUUUACUUUAGGAAUGUUCACUACGUAUGCUACUGAAAUGGGCACAUCGUUGGCUUUAAUAAGCGGACUCUCAUUGACCUUAUGGACUAGUUUUGGGGGACCUCGGCCGUCACCUGUCAUGCUACCCCUUAACGUUGACGGCUGUUCGAAUUUUACUGCACCCCUGGCGAUGACGUCAAACCCCACAGAUUAUUUCUACCUGUACAAAUUAUCUUAUAUGUGGAAUAGUCCGAUAGGAUUUGUAUGGGUCUUCAUAGUGGGUUCUAUAAUAUCGCUGAUCUGGCGUCAGCCUCAGCCAUGGAUGCGAGCGGGAAAACGCCACCCUGACCCUAAACUCUUCACUCCUCCACUCGCCAACUGGCUUAGGAGGAAAUAUCAAAUUAAAGAAGAGGUACAGAUUGGCACUGGUGUGGUAUUAUAAUCAAGGAAUUUCUGACCAAGGGAUUUAGACAAGUGUGAAUUAUUGAAUCGAGACGGUGACUUCAAUUAACAUAUCUUUUCUUCUAAUGUAUUAAUUAAGACAAAAAAAUAUACGAUUGAUCUAAAUAGAUAAAUAGAAAAGCAAUUCUAGAACCGUCGAAACAGGCAAAGUUGCAGUAUUUUAUGGAAAGUUUAAGUUAAACACUGCCUUUAAAUAUAUAAUAGAUAAGUGAAUACAGAAAAAUUUAUUUUUUAUUUAUAUUAUACAUACGAACGUUUGUAACGAUUUUUGUUUUUGCGUAAGCCCUUAAAUAUAAAAGAUUAAAUAUUUUAUCCGGUAUAUGGCGCUCAUGGCUAGGAAAAACUGAAUCAAAUUUAUCACACUGUACUAACUAACACUGAUUAGUCUUCUAUAACAAACCAAAUGGCGAGAAAUAUUUUUUACUUAAGGAAUAACGUGUACUUUAAAUAAGUACUUUAGGUAAAUCAGUGUAAUCAGAUUGAUUUAGUUUUUAUGUAUAAGUAGGUGAAUUUGUAGUGUACUUAAAAAAUUGAGGUGUGUGGAAAUUAGUGAAAUUUUAUUUUAGAUUUACGAGUUGUAUAAUUAAAUAUACAGACACAAAUGCGUGCCUUAAGCUUCAAUUUGUGCUUCCUUAAUGUGAGGAAAAUGUUGUGUAAAACAUAUCUCCAUGGACUUUACAUUACAAUGUCUAGAUAUCAGAGCUAGUGCUAAGCAUAUACUCAGUCACGUUGGCUACUUUAUGUAAGUUUACACAGUAACAAAAUGUAUAAUAACUUAUCCUGUUAUUCUCGUGAGGUCGACCCAAUGUCGUUAAUUUGUUAAAAGGAUUAGUUGUGAAUUAAUUUUUUUUAAUUUUUUUUGAUAUCAAUUUAAUUGAUAAAUCAAUCAAUUUGUUAUAGUACUGGCUUUCAUGUGUUUUUUUACACAUGACUUAAUCACCAUUCCAAUUUAUAUUCCUAGAACUCAUAUUUAAAAUACACUCGCCGACUUAUGGCACAAGGUCAAGUUUAUAGGUUCGUGACCCUUGAGCGGUUAUUGAACCGACGUUUGAUUUUUUAACUGUAUUACUAUAAACAAAAGUAUUUCCAUAAAAUAAUAUACUAAACUAUUAUUAUGUUUAGUAAAACAUGUAAUAUUGAGUCUUUGAAGAAUGUCAUAUUCAAGACAUUUAAAAUGUAUUUUUAUUAAUGUCUCAAAUGUAGGUCAAAUCGACAUAAAUAUUUAAAAUAUAUGUAUAUAAUACCCGUUACUUAAAUAUUUGGUGGUUUUUAGUUCCUAUGUUGAAAUGUUGUGUUCUGUAGGUACAAAGAAAAUACAGCUAUUAGAUUAUUGCUAUACAAAUUUUUAAAAUGUGUACUUAUCCAAAAAAUAUUAUUUGACACACGAAAUUAAAUACUAUUUUGUAUCUAUUUAUUGUAUAAACAUUAUAAUAAUCAAAGACAAUAAUUCUUACAAUAUUCUCCCAUUCUUGUAUAUAAUUUACUCCAAUAUUUAAUAGGUUUGUGUUCCAUGUAGCUAUUCAGUUAUCUUAAUGGAAAUGUGUAAUACUUAAUUUAUUAUUACAGCGUUAUUGCUGAUUUUUGUGAUAGUGUAAGCUGGUAAGUUGGCACUACUUAAAAGUUAUUAUAAAUGUACUAUUAAUUUGUGACAAUACAAUUUAUUUAUA
Messenger RNA from Pieris napi, 3776 nucleotides. RefSeq names its product putative sodium-dependent multivitamin transporter. Gene Ontology annotation, cellular component: membrane. Gene Ontology annotation, biological process: transmembrane transport; sodium ion transport. The record is from RefSeq and is a predicted model, not a curated record. Bases 404 to 2089 code for a protein of 561 amino acids. The transcript has 11 exons. NCBI's taxonomy places the organism in Eukaryota, Metazoa, Arthropoda, Insecta, Lepidoptera, Pieridae. Gene Ontology annotation, molecular function: symporter activity.